GGAAAGAUUUAAAAGCUAUGAAUGUAUUGUUAUCAAAUAUUAGAAACUCUAAUUUUACACCCCAAACACUACUCCAAUUAUUUGAUUCUUUCGUUACAUCUACAAUGUACUGUGGUUGUGAGAUAUGGGGUACGGUAAACGGGUGCAUCUUAAAUUCUGUAAGAAAGUAUUAAAUGUACAUUGAAAGGCAUGUACUAUUGCAGUAUAUGGAGAACUAGGUCAGUAUCCUAUUAACAUCAAUAGAUUUUGUAGAAUUUUGAAGUACUGGUUUAAAUUAAAUAAUACUUGUAAUUGUAUAUUACAGGUUGCAUAUAAUAUUUGUUUGCAGCAUUGUGAUAAAGGUGUGAAAAAUUGGGCAUGAUAUGUAAAAGAUAUGUUGUGUACAAAUGGUUUUACGUAUGUGUGGUUAAAUCCUUUAUAAAUCCUAUGAUAUUUGUCUCUUUGUUUAUACAAAGACUUAUAGAUAAUUAUAUACAAAAUUGGAACUCAGACCUCAAUAAUAGUAGAAAGUUGAUGUUGUAGAGAAAUCUAGAAGUAACUUUUGGUUAUGAAUUAAAUCUCAAUAUUUUACCAUGGGGUCGACGGAAAUAUGUAACAAUGAUUAGAAUAUCGAGUGACAAGUUAAAAAUAGAAGUUGGACGAUAUCACAACAUUAUCAAAGCUCUUAGAUACUGUGAUUAUUGUCAAGCUAGAAGUGUUAACAUACUUGAAGAUGAGUAUCAUCCCACAUAUAUAGAUAACAGAGUUAAAUAUAUACAUAAAUAUUAUUGGGAAAGGCCAUCUGAAUUAAAACUAGUUACCCUGCCACAAACAAGUUGUAAAACACAACUGUUACACAUUUCUAAAUAUAUUAAAUCCUGUUUACAGUAAAUAUGAAAUUGUAUCCUACCUCCAUUGUCAGUAUAUAUUUUUGUUGUAUCUGUUAGAUGAGGGGCAGAAGCCCAAAACUUUUUCAUGAAUAAAUAUUUCUUCUGUCCUGUCUUCUAUUCACAUUUACCCACGCAGACAAAUUUUCAAGGUGAAAGGUUAUGGUAAGCUUCGUCCAAUCAAAUGCAAGGAUUCAAGGAGAUUUCCCCCUUUCGUCACCACUCGCCCCUUUCCGUAACCUGCAAGAAGACUAUCGAUGAAUCGAUGAAUCUUAUGUGCGAAAGUACGACAAACCAAUCAGAAUGCGUAUAUGAUUUCAAGUUCUUCGUCAAAGAAUCCCUCAUAAAUAUUUUUUGAUUUUACAUAUGUCUUGCAUAUAAAUAUAUACCCAAGACACAUUUAAAUGUGUUCAAUCAUACUGUAUAAUUCCGCACGUCCCGAUUUACUUUAAAUUGCAUCUGAAAUAAAUAAAUGGGGAAAUAUAUGUGAACCAUUAUGCAACGACUUGACAAUUGUUUUGGGUAUGCCUGUUUGCGAGAGGUUGGUCACGAAUGAGAUUUCCCCCUUCUCUGUCAAUGUGGUCCUCCAAUUGCCCCAUCACUGGUCUGAAGCCAAGUGUUUUGGGUCGCUGGCGCUAAUUGGCAUCUGGUGAUUAUGUGGGCUAAUUAAAACGGUGAUGGCUAAACGACUGAGAUUUGGAGUGUAGUUUGCCUUUAAAAACACACAGAACCUUUUAUGUACUGUCCCUUUAAAGGUUUAUUGAAGAAAAACCAGAACCUAAAAUAUAUUGAACAUCAUACUGUGAUUGGAGAAUACAGUGAAAACAAUUCAUUUCUUAGCACUUGGAUUCUGCAAAACUAUUAAUAUAAUCUUUAAUUAGCAUUAUUUCAUUCUGACUAAAAUCAUGUAUAUGAAGGACUCUUCAACUGUGGUAUUAAAUCAAGUACAUUUUAUAUUGACAUGGAACACUCAUAGAUUCGCAUGUGAAUAUACAAAAUACUGAAAGAAAAUUUAUGUCUACAACAGUAAUUGUACACACAACACAGUGUAUUCAUGACAAGGUGAAAACCUAGUGGUUGAUAUCUGUAUGAAAUAAUGAUAUCUACCCCCCAGGUGAUAAACAUCAAUUUUCAUGCUACCAAACCAUAUUCAGUAAUAGGUGGUCGGAUGGUCUCAAACAAGACAAUGAAAAUGGAUAGAUAAAAAUAAUAAUCAACUCUUAUUGACAGAGAUAUUCGAUGGUUAUUUAUAAAAAAGAUAACAAUGAUUUGUUAUUGCAACAAAGCAUCAACAUGUGAUUUGACAUGUAAAUAUUAUGCAUUGCCAAACCUCAGCUAAACCCAAAAGUGUUUACAUUUUCUAUCAUAGCUACCACGACACAAUUGGUUAGCAAUGGGAAUUAAGUUGUGUGGGCUAGACAACACAGGUCUCUGCUUGUGGCAUUAAAGAUAAAUCACUGGCAGUGAUGCAUUAACAUACAGGACCCGGUUGUAUCAAAGCCUCAUUAACUAAUGCCUACAUUAAACCCUAAUGAUACAUUAAAUGCUUAAUGCACCAUUAGUUAAUGGCAUCAUUAAAAUCGGUUGUAUCAAACGUUUAUUAGCAUAUCAUUAUCUAAUGAUGCCUUAAUGUAAGUGUCUUCAUUAACCUGUCAUUAAAUUCGGUGUUUCCCCUAAAUAUUUCCCACAAUUCCUUGACGUAAAUACGUACGCGUUACUUCUGGUCGUCUGUCAAAAUGGCAUCGUAUCCACCCAAACCUAGGAAUAGAAACAAGAAUUUCGACAGCUCCGAAAUUCAGCUUAUUGCCGAGUUGGUGGAGAAACACAUCUCCAUUCUUAACAGUAAGUUGUGUAGCACCGUCAUCCACGAAAGAGAGAAGGCUAUUUGGGCAGAGAUAACUUCCAAAGUUAACGCUCUCGGUGUUUGUCAGCGUACAACAAAAGAAAUAAAAACAAAAUGGACGAACAUGCACCAGACGGCCAAAAGGGAAUUCAGUAACAGACAGCUGGACAUGAGGAAGACCGGGGGAGGGCCCUGUAUUGCCCCACUUUCCACGACGAGUGAAAAGAUAGUGGACAUUUACAAGGAAUGUCCCAGUUUCACUGGACUCACGGGCAUCGAAUCGGACGAUCUAGUGAUGCAAAUGGGUACGGAAGUCGCCGAUGUAAUUGGCUCUCCUUCGACUUUACACCUGUUAGCACGGGCUUUAGAAGAAAAUGUUUGCGAUGUCCCUACUCAGGAAGCGUCUGUGCCCAGUUGUUCCAGCACACAGAUCUACCCAGAAGGAGAACUGUCUGUCGACGCAUCUGCGUUACAUGACGACAUUAGUACCAUCGAAGAGCCUUUGGUCCAGACUGGGGGGAAAUCAAAUCGUGUCACCAAGAGAAAGAUCAAACAGGAUGACAUCACCAGACUGCAGUAUGAGGUUUUGCUUGAGCAGAAAAAGAAAGUCAUUCAGCAAACCAUUGACUUUGAACUCAUGAACAAGAAGCUCCGAUUGGAGUUGGAUAGCUUGAUGCACCAUGAAUGAAAACGACAUCCUCAUGUUUGAAAUGUUACUAAGAGUUCAUUAAAAAAAAAAAUUAGUUUGAUAGUGUGCU
Messenger RNA from Haliotis rufescens (red abalone), 3467 nucleotides. RefSeq lists its product as uncharacterized. The transcript is spliced from 3 exons. NCBI's taxonomy places the organism in Eukaryota, Metazoa, Mollusca, Gastropoda, Lepetellida, Haliotidae. Bases 2603 to 3397 code for a protein of 264 amino acids. Gene Ontology annotation, cellular component: nucleus. The record is from RefSeq and is a predicted model, not a curated record.